Vombatus ursinus (common wombat) is the source of this 1774-nucleotide messenger RNA. RefSeq names its product XK related 8 (gene XKR8). Bases 31 to 1212 code for a protein of 393 amino acids. Lineage: Eukaryota; Metazoa; Chordata; Mammalia; Diprotodontia; Vombatidae. The transcript has 3 exons. The record is from RefSeq and is a predicted model, not a curated record. Gene Ontology annotation, cellular component: plasma membrane. Gene Ontology annotation, biological process: apoptotic process involved in development; engulfment of apoptotic cell; phosphatidylserine exposure on apoptotic cell surface.
GGGCCGGCGGAGGCAGGAGGAAGAAGGGCCAUGCCUGGGUCCCCCCGCGCCUGCCGGCUCCGCGACCUGCUGCUGACGGCGUUCGGCACGGGUGCCUUCGUGCUGGACCUGGGCGCCGACGUAUGGGCCGCGGGCCAGUACGCGCGGCAGGGCUGCCUGCUGUGGGCCGCGCUGCAGCUGGCCGCGCUGGGCCUCGCCUCGACCACCCAGCAGCUCUUCAGCUGGACCUGGUACCGCGGAGACCCCGCCGACCUGCACCCGAGCCCGCACCCGGGCCGCCUCCUGGCGCUGCUGCACCUCCUGCACCUGGGCUACCUGCAUAGGUGUGUACAGGCCCUGAAAGUGGGAUUUGCCCUGUGGAGGCAGGAGGAGCCAGCAGAGUUUGACCUCGACUAUGCCAACUUCAUUUCCAUGGAUAUCAGUAUGCUGCGGCUCUUUGAGACCUUCCUGGAGGCUACCCCCCAGCUCAUCCUGGUACUUCAUAUCACCCUGUGUACGAGCAGAGUGGAAUACUAUCAGUGGCUAGGCAUCGGCACCUCCUUCAUCUGCAUGGCGUGGGCCUUGCUGGAUUAUCACCGGGCCCUGCGGAGCUGCCUGCCCACCAAGCCGGCCCUGGGCUACUUCUCUUCCACUGUCUACUUCCUCUGGAACCUGCUGCUGCUGUGUCCGCGCAUCGUGGCGCUGGCCCUCUUCACCACUGUCUUCCCCAGGUACAUCGCCAUCCACUUCCUGCUCCUCUGGGUGGUCCUGCUCCUCUGGGUGUGGCUGCAGAACACAGACUUCAUGCCAGGCCCCGCGUCUGAGUGGCUGUACCGCGGCACGGUGGCUGUCAUUCUCUACUUCUCCUGGUUCAAUGUGUCAGAGGGGAGGACUCAGAGCCGCAGCAUCAUCUACUUCAGCUUCCUUGCGAUGGACAGUGCCCUCCUGGGCGGCACGUGGCUGGCACACAAUAUCCCGCUGCCCAGCCCCUCGCUGUUGCUGUGGCUGCUGCCUGGGGCUGCGCUCUGCUUCCUGCUGGGCCUGGGGGUGAGGGGCGCCUACUACCAGUGGCUGCACCCCAGCCGCCAAGCGGAAGCCUUGGACGAGGGGGAUGGCAGCCGGGGCUUUGCUCUCCAGGACGGGCACCUCAACAGGCGGAUGGCUGUCCUCGCCCAGAGCUUCUUCCCUAUAGCUGCCCCUGCCAAGAGUGAGGAGGUGAAUGGUGUCCUCUGAGCUAGGACCGGGACCAAGCCACGCCAGGUGGCCUUCCUCAGCCUGGCCUCCGAGUCUCAGGUUCACAGGGGCUCUUGCUUCUACCUGGGAGAUGGGAGAAGUGUCAGAAACUAUGCUAUCGGUACUUUGGGACUAGGGAAGUGGGGGAGGAUGCGGUGGUGGGCUCUCAUCGCUGCUGCCGCCCCCCUCCCUCCCCAACACACACAGGAGCCGGCAGUGCCUUAGUGGCCUGUUACUGGUCAUCCCAGCAGGGUUGGGUGGGGACAGGGAUGCCGGCCUGCUUGGGCAGUGCUCAUGGCUGGCUGGGCCUCACACCUGCUGGAGCCAGGAAGGGCAAACUGCCAGUGCCAUUCAAAGUGCCUCAUGAGCCUCAUAUCAGGACCAACACAUGCCUCAUUCCCUGGAGGCUUUUUUUGUUGUCAAGAAGGAAACACUUUUUCUUUCUAUCAUUUCUUUGUACCUCCCAUCUCGACUGGAGGGAAGAGGUGCUGCUUAAGUUGGGAAGGAGUUUGAUUCGUUUUGCACAGUGUUAUGUGAAGUUUAUUAAAACCUUUGAAACCUG